ACAUCUAACUGAAAUCACGCUUCCACGUUUGAAUUCAUUUAUGCUUUUUUAUUUAUUUCUUAAUUAUUUUUUUUAAUUUUACAAACAAAAACAAAAAAUGAGAAACGCAACCGUGCCUGUGUCACCAAUCUAUUUUAAUGUAGCAGAGUAUUGUUUAUUUGGAAUUAAUUUAGGUGUGAUAAUUGGUAUUGUUCUUUAUUAUAAUGUUGUGAAUCGAAAAUAUAACACCGUUAGUGGAUUCCUGUUUGGAGGGAAAAAUAUGUCGGUGAUUUCUAUCUCUUUGGCUCUUAUUGCCAGCCACCUUACAAGCAUAACAUUACUAGGAGUGCCUGUGGAGAUUUACUUAAGGGGUACCCAAUACUGGGCUUCGGCACUUUCCCUUAUCAUUGUCACUUUUCUUACAGCUGUUAUAUAUUUACCAGUGUUCCACAAACUACAGUUGUCUUCAAGUUUUGAGUACUUAGAAAUAAGGUUCUCUACACACACUCGGACGAUAGCGGCGGUGUUAUUUGUUGUCAGCAAACUCAUGCUGCUACCCAUCGUGCCUUAUGUGCCACUUAUGGCAUUUCGAUUAGUAACAAACUCUCUAGCCGGUCGUAUUACAGCAGUAAUAUGCGUGGCUUGCGCUACUCUCAGUGCUAUUGGAGGUCUUAGAGCCAUUGUCAGUAUUGGUCUUAUGACGACCUUCUUGGCAAUCGUCGGUACUGGCCUGCCAAGUGGUUUAGCCCUGUUGCCAAUGGGAUUUAAGAAAAUGUGGGAGAUCGCCAGCAAUGGAGGACGACUGGUUUUGUAUGAUCCAGACCCGGAAUUGGCUCACCACACCUCAUUCUUCGCAGUAACUCUGGCUCUUAGCACAAACUGGCUUUGGAAGAUUGCCUUGAGCCAGUCUUCUCUUCAGAAACUUCUUGCUGUGCCCACCAUAAGCCAAGCAAGAAUAUGUCUUACCGUAUCCUGUAUUGGUGUUAUUUUGAUGAAGCUGCUCUCAUGUUUCCUUGGUCUGGCGUUGUAUGCGUGGUUCGCUGGAUGCGAUCCUCUUUUGACUGGGCAGAUUAAGAAACAUGAACAGUUAGUCCCACACUUCCUCAACAAUCUAGCGGCAAUGUUUCCUGGCAUCUGCGGAAUAUUCAUCAUAUCCAUAUUCAGUGCUACCACAGGAUGUAUAGCGUCCAUUAUAAACUCUAUAUCGGGAGUGCUGUUUGAAGAGUUCAUUAGACCUUGGAUGCCGCAGAAUACAAGUGAACUGGCUUGCUGCAAAAUUAUGAAGGCCCUGUGUUUGCUGGUCGGUCUCUACGGCGCAGGCGUAGUGUGGUCGGCGAAAGAGCUGGAUCGUCUGCAGCACGUGGCAUCAGGUGUCACAGGAGUCACGGCUGGCACAUUACUUGGACUUUUUACUUUAGGAAUCGUAUUUUCUAGGGCUAACUGUUCGGGCGCUCUAAGCGGUUGCCUGCUCAGCCUGUUACUCUGCGGUUGGCUGCUCAUAGGGGCUGAGAACGCGAUAGCCACUGGAGCAUUGACCUUCCAGGGCAAACCGCUGUCAACUUCAGGAUGUGGAAAAGCCAAUUACACACUCCUGGCAAACGUUGCCAAGAGUAUUCCCAAUGCCGCAAACCAUCUGCCAACGAAACCACUGCAGUCUCUCUUUCGCAUCUCUUUCACAUACUGUCCAUUCGCGGGGGCUAUAUCUGUCCUCCUCAUAGGAGUCCCCAUGAGCUACUUGACAGGAAAGUCCAGGACCGAGUCAAUGAACCCUGACGUCUUCUGUCCUUUGACACAGAGUAUCCUGCACAAGUCCCAAAUGAGAAGUACUACAGUUUCCUUAGAAGCAAGAGCGCCUGAUACCCAGGAAGUUUACAUGGCUUUGGAUGAAGCAUUGAAACACUUAAAAGAGGUUAUCGAUCGAUAAAUUCGAAUAAAGAAAGUGUUUUCA
Messenger RNA from Pectinophora gossypiella (pink bollworm), 1927 nucleotides. Its product is annotated as sodium-coupled monocarboxylate transporter 2-like. Gene Ontology annotation, molecular function: symporter activity. Lineage: Eukaryota; Metazoa; Arthropoda; Insecta; Lepidoptera; Gelechiidae. The record is from RefSeq and is a predicted model, not a curated record. Gene Ontology annotation, cellular component: membrane. The transcript is spliced from 10 exons. The coding region runs from base 98 to 1903 and encodes 601 amino acids. Gene Ontology annotation, biological process: transmembrane transport; sodium ion transport.